Messenger RNA from Chaetomium fimeti, 1346 nucleotides. Its product is annotated as NADPH dehydrogenase. Gene Ontology annotation, molecular function: FMN binding; oxidoreductase activity. The coding region runs from base 39 to 1301 and encodes 420 amino acids. The record is from RefSeq and is a predicted model, not a curated record. Lineage: Eukaryota; Fungi; Ascomycota; Sordariomycetes; Sordariales; Chaetomiaceae. The transcript has 4 exons.
CGCCAUCUUUGCCCCCCAUCACAAACACAGCCCUCACAAUGGGGGGACAAUUCGACCUCCAGAUCGCCCAGCCCCUGACGCUCAAAUGCGGCCUCACGCUCCCCAAUCGGCUGGUCAAAGCCGCCAUGGCUGAGCAACUCGCCGGCACCAACCAACUCCCCGAUGAGCGCCUCCUGACACUCUACAAACACUGGGCGCAAGGCGGCUGGGGGCUGAUAAUAACCGGCCACGUCCACGUCGACGACGCGCACCUGGGCGCGCCCGCCGACUCCGCCAUCCCGCCCUCCCUGCCCCCAACCACGCUCCUCCCCGCCUACUCCGCCCUCGCGCGCGCCAGCCAGGGGGACACGCACACGCCCACCAUCGGGCAGCUGAACCACCCGGGCCGCCAAUCCCCGCGCGGCACGGGCCGGCGCGGCUUCUUCGCCCCCGCCGUCGCGCCCUCGGCCGUGCCCGUCUCUCUCGGCUCCGGUUGGGUGGCGACGGCGGUGCGCAUGCUGGGGUUUGGUACGCCACGCGCGCUGACGGUGGACGAGAUCGGGGACGUGGUGGCGCAAUUUGCGCGCGCGGCGAGGGUGUGUGCGGAGGCCGGGUUUGAGGGGGUCGAGGUGCAUGCGGCGCAUGGGUAUUUGCUGUCGCAGUUUCUGAGUGGGAGGUCGAAUGUGAGGGGGGACGGGUAUGGUGGGGAUGCGAGGGCCAGGGCGAGGGUGGUGGUGGAGGUGGUGAGGGCUGUGAGGAAGGCGGUGGAGGGGUUUGAGGGGUUCUGUGUGGGGGUGAAGCUGAAUAGUGCUGAUCAUCAGAAUGAGGGGGAGAUGAGGGAUUGUGUGGAGCAGGUGAGGGCGAUCGUGGAGGCCGGGGUGGAUUUUGUGGAGGUGAGCGGUGGGAGUUUUGAGAAUCCGAAGAUGAUAUGGGGCAAUGAUGGCCCAGAUGGCCCGGAGGAAAAGUCGGACCGCACCAAGGCCCGCGAGGCUUUCUUCCUCGAGUUUGCCCACGUCAUCCGGAAAGAAUUCCCGGAUGUCCCCCUCAUGGUCACCGGCGGCUUCAGCAGCCGGGGCGGGAUGGAGAAGGCAGUUGUCGACGGCGACUGCGAUCUGAUCGGCCUUGGGAGGCCCGCCGUCCUCAACCCCUCUACCCCCAACAGCGUCAUGUUUAACGCCGAGGUCAAGGACCAGGACGCUACGCUGUACCGGAAGAAGAACAAAACACCCUGGUUCUUCAAGUGGAUCGGGCUCCCGAUCGUCGGCGCAGGAAUGGAUAGUCAAUACUAUACGGAGCGGAUUCACGAGUUGUCAAAGGCAUAGAUACCUAAGAGAAGAGAGGUAAUGGCUAGGUUUUUAGAGAAUAGU